AUGAAUAAUUUAAACGAGAAUCAAUACGCAGAACCAAUUUCAAUAGUCGUAGGUUCACCCGAUUGGAUGACUGUUGCCUCUGAUGAUAAUAAUAACUGCGUAUCACCAGGGUCAGCUCAUGAUGAAGGAUCCGAUCUCAUGAGUGCAAUCAUGGAAGAUGAAGUUACCACACAACUUGCUGCUGCAGGACCAGUUGGUGUAGCAGCAGCAACAGCCAUUGUUUCAUCGAAAAAAAGAAAAAUGCCACAUUCAUUUGAGACCGAUCCAUCGAUCCGUAAGAGGAAAACCACUGGGCUGCUAAGGAAAUUGCGAAACACAAUCGACGAAUUUACAACUGUAGGUGGUAAGCAGGCCAUAAUACUAGUAGCUACACCUGAUUCUUAUGAGGUCUUCGGUGCUAAACCUCUACAAGACGUAAUUGAAGACCUCAGGGGUAAUAUCAUGGAUAAACUGGGCGAUGCUCUUGCGACUCAAGCGCUCAAACCGAUUAAGCAAGACCCUACACUUUUCACACUACCUCCACUGAUUAUUGAUGGAAUUCCAACACCUGUUGCAAAAAUGAAUCAAGCAAUGUUGCGAGCGUUUAUUCCUUUAAUGCUUAAGUACUCGACAGGAAGAACAAAGCCAGGUUGGGGCAAAGAAUCUAUGAAACCACCGUGGUGGCCUGAAGAGGUGCCUUGGGCAAAUGUCAGACUGGAUAUUAGAAAAAAAUAUGAAAAACAAAAGAUAUCUUGGACACAUGCCCUUCGGCAGAUUAUUUUAAACUGUUACAAGUUUCACGGUAGAGAAGACCUACUCCCUGCAUUUACAGAAGAAGAUGAAAAGGUCAACAAGGAGACAACAGCUAAUGCUGAUGUUACUAUGCUGUGUAUACCAACAGUACUUCAUACUAUUACCAACUCAGAUGACAUAUACACUACAGUAAAAGUUGAUCAUAAUAAUCCCAUUAACACAUUACCAGACAGUACUACUGCCAAUUUCCCUGGAAUGGCAAUGAAUGAUGGAAAUCAGGUUCAUGAAGUUCAAACAAUUACAGAAGGUGAUACCUUGGGUGAAGACAUUGACUUUAAUUCUGUCACAGAAGCUACCUUAAAUUCCGAAGGGCAGAUUAUUUUGACAGAAGAAGAUGGACAUAGUAAGUUUUUCAAAUUUUAG
Messenger RNA from Diabrotica balteata, 1155 nucleotides. The record is from the annotation of a GenBank genome assembly. NCBI's taxonomy places the organism in Eukaryota, Metazoa, Arthropoda, Insecta, Coleoptera, Chrysomelidae.